This is a messenger RNA of Cyanistes caeruleus (blue tit), 5948 nucleotides long. NCBI's taxonomy places the organism in Eukaryota, Metazoa, Chordata, Aves, Passeriformes, Paridae. The record is from RefSeq and is a predicted model, not a curated record.
AGGAAGCAGAAAGUGAACUCUUUAUUUUACGUUAUAGUGAGAUCCUGUCCUGCAGCUGGGCUGUGUAGGGAGGACAGUAACAGUGCUGAUGUGGAAUACAAUUUGUAAUACUUCUACUUAUAUUCUUUAUCAUAUUUAUGUAGGAAAAAGCUUUAUUCCAUAAAGCUUUGAUUUUUCACAGGGCCCUCUGUGUGCUUGUGUCCCUGCACUUGUGUGGCUGUUCACUGAAAUCACAGACACAAGAUACAGAGAUCCUUAACGGGAUUUGGUACUGGAGGUCUGAGGCAAGGUGUGAUUGGAAUCAGGUUGGGUGGGAAGAAUGUCAGUUUUAGGAAGAUAUUCUGAUGGGGAGAUGGGUUGGUUUUAUCAUCUCCCAAGAAUAGAUUAUAUAUUUUUAUUUGCAGCCUUCAGAUGAAAGAGUGUGUUCAUAUUUUAAAAUAGAUCUUUGCUUAAUAGUUGUAUUCUGGGAAAUUCUAAACAGCAACAUGUCAGAAUUCCACUGUCCUUGGUAAAUAAAAAGAAGACCCAGGAAUUCCCUGGGUUCUGAGUUCCAGAAUCAGUAAUGUGUCCAUGUAUUCCUUUCUGCUCUCUCACAGGAAAGAUGAUCCCCAGCCAGCAUUCCUGAGCCACGAGGAUGGGGCCAGAUGUACCCCUGCUCAAUGACUACAAACAGGAGUUCUUCUUGAAGCGUUUCCCUCAGACUGUGCUGGGAGGUCCCAGGUUCAGAUUAGGCUACUGUGCCCCUCCUUACAUCUAUGUGAACCAGAUCAUCCUUUUCCUGACACCAUGGCUUUGGGGAGGAGUGGGAACACUCCUGUACCAGUUGGGAGUGAUGAAGGACUUCUGCACCGCUGCGCUGUCAGGAGGACUCAUGUUUGUUACUGCACUUGCUCUUCAGAUGACAAACCUCUAUGCAAAGCAGAAAACAGUGACAGUGGAAAGAAUGCAAAUUCAGAAUACCCUGACAGAUGAAGAUGAGUUUGAAUUUUCCAGCUGUGUAGGUUCAGAGACAGUAAAAUUUAUUAUUCCUGGCAAGAAGUACAUAAUCAACACCGUAUUCCAUUCCCUUCUGGCAGGGGUGUUGUGUGGGCUGGGAACUUGGUAUUUGCUGCCAAACAGAAUAACCUUGUUAUAUAGCAACAUUGGAGGAACUGUUGUGAUCUUUGUGCUUGGAUGGGUGACCAUAUGCAUAGGAGAGUACUCAUUAAUCGUAAACACAGCCACCGAAACAGCCACUUUCCAAGCACUGGAUACUUAUGAAAUCACUGCUCUGAUGAGACCUUUCUACAUUUUUGUCUUCAUUGCAGUGGAUCUUGCACACAGGUUUGCUGUCAAUGCACCCAUUCUAGAACAGACAAACCAGAUUUUGCACAUCCUGUUUCUUUUUCUGCCAUUCUUAUGGGCCAUGGGAAUUCUGCCCCCGCUUGAUGCACUUUUUCUCUGGGGAAUGGAACAACUGUUGGAGUUUGGACUAGGAGGUUCACCUAUGUCAAGUAACACAAAGUUGUUAGUAAUGUUUCUCAUUUCUGCUGGAACAGCAAUAGCAUCGUAUUUCAUUCCCAGCCCCCUCGGUGUGAUCCUCUUCAUGACUGGAUUUGGGUUCAUACUGAGUCUUAACCUAAGCGAGAUUGGGUUUGCCUUCAAACACACCAUGAUCAGCCAUUUAGCCUCCAGAAAAUCCAAAAAUACGCACAGAGGUCUUAGAAUACAAUUGGGGUGGCGGGAACUUAUUUUCUAUGUGACUGUGUUGACAUUUGCUCUCACAGAAGCGAGCCUGCUGCAUCAAUUUGCAGGCUCCUCAUCACUUUCCCAAGCCAGUCCCCAAGCCAUAGCAAGUUACAUUCUGAUCCUAUUACUUGCAAUUAUGUGGAUUCUUAGAGAGAUUCAGAGAGUGUACUUGUUUGGAGUCUUCCGAAACCCCUUUUACCCAAAGGAUGUCAGGACUGUGGCUGUGUUCAUGGAGAAGCAAAGAAGGCUAAUGAAAGUUGGUGUUGUCAGGAGGAUUUUACUAACACUAGUGUCUCCGUUUGCUAUGAUAGCAUUCCUGUCGCUUGACCGUUCACUACAAAACCUGCAUUCUGUGUCUGUUUCCAUUGGAUUCACAAGGAUAUUUAGGAUGGUCUGGCAGAAUACAGAAAAUGCCUUACUAGACAUGGUGGUUGUGUCAGCAGCGCAAAUGUUGGUAUUUAAUCCAGACCUCUGGUGGAACAGGAGCCUUGACACAGGAAUCAAACUCUUGCUGGUCGGUCUCCUGCGGGAUCGGCUGUUCCAGUUCCUCUCCAAGCUGCACUUCGCCAUCGCCAUCCUCCUGACGUCGUGGACGGAGAAGAAGCAGCGCCGCAGAUCCAGCGCCGCCCUGAUCGCGCUCAACGUCGCCUUCUUCCCCGUCCUGCUGGCCCUGGUGGCCGUCUCGGCGCUGCUUUCCUCACCCCUGCUGCCGCUCUUCACCCUGCCCGUGUUCCUGGUGGGCUUCCCCCGGCCGCUGCGGAGCUGGCCGGGCCCCGUGGGCGGCAGUGCCUGCGUGUGCUCCGACACCGUGUACUACCGGCAGCUGGUGCCCAGCCUGGCCGCAGCGCUGCAAUCCGCGCUGGCGGCCGGCGGCCUGGGUCUCUCUCUGCCUGGGUCACAUUACUUGUGCCGCUUUCAGGACAGGCUGAUGUGGAUAUUGGUGUUGGAAAAAGGCUUCACAUACUGUGGUGUUAACAUUAAGGGACUAGAGCUGCAGGAAACAUCCUGCCAUGCUGCUGAAGCUCAUAGAGUGGAUGAAAUUUUUGAAAUGGCCUUUGAACAUCAGGAGCACACAAGGAUUCUGUCUCCCAAUCCCCAUUUUGGACACAUCCUGACUCCCUGUACUGUUGUUCCUGUGCGGCUGUAUUCUGAUGCCAGGAAUGUGUUAUCUGGAAUAAUUGAUUCCCAUGAGAAUCUAAAGCACCUGAAAGAUGAUUUUGUUAAAGUGCUUGUGUGGAUGCUUGUCCAGUAUUGUUAUAAAAAAUCAAAGACAUGGGAAAGCCCAGGCAGUGCCAGCAAGAACAAACAAGGAUCAUUACCAGAAAAUCAGCAUAGCAGUGCAGUGAAAGGACCCAGAGCUCUGAGGGAAGAAGACAGCUUUAGUGUUGAUACAGCAGAGGACUGGACUGAUGAUAGUGACAUUUUUGAUUUUGAACCCAGUAGCAGAACAAGAGACAGAAAAGACCUUGGGCAGUUGGGACUGACACCAAAAGUGCACCUGUCUAUUCCAGGGUCUGUAGAAACACAGAGCCAAGAUUUCCUACAAGAAAUGUCGCCAGAAGAUAAAUUAAACAGGGCUGUGGUGUUUGGGCUGCCUGCUGUGGACAGAGGGAAACAGCCAGAAGUUUUGCCUCGUGUAGAAUUUAGUUGCUCUUACUCAGAGCUGCUGAGCAUCCCUGAAGACUGGAGAACAGCACCAGUGCCUUCUUCCAAAGUCAGUGAAAUGAGGCAGAGGUUUCCAGAGGAAUGGUACCACUUUGUUUUGAGCCAACUGGACUUUUUUCAUCUGAAAGAGAAGCCUCCCAGUUUACUCACAGACCUUAUGAAAGAUAAAGCUUUGAAAGACCUGUACAUCCACGGGGUGCUGUCGUGUUGCUUUGGUCUGUUUGGCCUGGAUAACGCCGUGCCUGCCCCUCGCCACGUGUUCAGGGCGUACACUGGUGGCAUUCCCUGGUCUGCUGGCUUGGACUGGCUAACAGGCAAACCAGAGCUCUUCCAGCUGGCAUUAAAAGCAUUCAGGUACACUUUUAAACUUAUGCUGGACAAAGCCAGCCUGGGCCCAGUAGAGAACUUCGAAGAGCUGGUGAGUUACCUGGAGGAAUACGAAAGCGAUUGGUACAUAGGGCUGGUGUCAGACCUGGAGUGGCAGCAAGCAGUUCUGCAGGAAAAGCCAUACCUGUUCUCACUGGGGCAUGACCCAAGCAUGGGAAUUUACACAGGCCGAGUCCUCACUCUGCAGGAGUUGUUAGUCCAGGUGGGAAAGCUCAACGCUGAAGCUGUGAGAGGCUGGAACAGACUCAGGCAGCCGGUUUGUAAUGUUACAGGUCACCUUAAAAACAGGUCCAGUUUCCAGUGGCUCAUUUAUCCUGUUCACUACCACCAGUCUUAGCACAAAACUGCAUUUUCUCAGCAGGUCAGUGGUUACACUGCAGGCAAAUGCUAAGCAGGGAGUAAGUAAUUGUAUUUCCUAAUCCUACAGAACCAAUUUAAAUCAGAACUGCUCCCUAACUGCAGCAGUACUGGUUUGGAACACCCAGCCUUGUCUGAUUUCAAGCACAUUUAUUACUUCUCACCUUUAAGACCUUUUCUCUCAGAUGAAAUUUGCCACAGAACUAAAUACUUGGCUGCUGGCUGUUCCUUUUGAUAGUGGCCAGAAAUUGUUCUUAAAAACUAUGCAAGUGGUGUAAUGGAUUUCCAGAGCAGGUUGGUGCCAUGCUGCACCUGGAAAUACAGAGCCAUGGAAGAGAGUUGGAAGGGACUUAGAGAGCACCUAUUUCAGCUCCCUCUCACGAGGAACUGACCUGGCAAAUGUUUACUCUGAUUUAAAACUUCCAAUGCGAGGAGUGUCACGAACUCCUCAAGCAGUUCACUCCACUUCUUUUCUACUCUUGCAGCAGCUGAAAAGUUGAAGUUAUUUCCUAAAUCUAAUUAACCCUCCCUUGCCUCAUUGUAAAUCUUUUACUUCUUGUCUUCCGUAUGGUCUCAGAAAAUUUAAUUAUCUUUUUUGUAGCAGUCCUUACUCAAAGAUGGCUGUAAUUUCUGCCCUCAUCCUUUGUCUUUUUUAAACUAAAUAAACCAGUUGAGAAAAAACUGAAGAGAGCUGUGAUCCUGUUCCCUUCCUUUCUCUGGGUUCUCUCCAUCUGGUCCCCAGCCUUGAGGAGAGCUGCUGAUAACUGGGCCCAGUGUUCCAGCAGAGAUCCUGAUUGGCACCAGAUGGAGCAGCACAAUUAGUGCCGGGCACAGUUCCUGCUGGAGCACAGGAAUGUGGAGCUGGGCUCUGCUGCUUGCCAGAUCCUGUCCCCUGCUGUCACAGGCAGUGUGCCCCACACCCCCACUCACUGCUCACAGAGCCCCUUGGCACAGCCCAGGGUGGUCACAGCCCUGAGACCCUGAGUCACAGUGACCUCACUUUAGCCUGUCUGCAUUCUGCUUUUGGCAGAAACAGGAGUUAAAGCUUCUUGUUCUGUCCCACAAAUCUGUGCAGCUGAGUGCCCCUGUUCAGCUGUUGGUUUCUUUGUGUGCUCUUAAGCCACAGUCUGUUUGGGUUGGAACAUUUCUUUGAUUUAUCUGGAAUUCAGGAAUUGGAGCACCUUCAACCUUGGCCUUGUCUGUGUUCACCCACUGCUACUGGGAUUACUGGUGGCAUCCUGGAACUGCACUCAGCAAUGGGACUGAGCUUGGGAGCCAGUGUUAGCCCAUGUGACCCCUGAACUGCUGUUUUCUAACCAGGUGUGUGCAGAGCUUUAUUUAAUUCUUCCCAACACCUCCUUGCUUUAGAUUGUGACCUUGAUCACACACAGGGAAGUGUAAGGGCAGCAGAGCUGCAAAAGGGGCCAGAGGGUAAAUCCUGUUGUGUCAGAAAUGAAGGGAUUUAGCCCUGAACACACAUUUUGCUCAAGGAACACAUCCCAAGCACAGACCAGACACCCUUGCCCUCUAUACCACACCCUCCUACUUGUGGGGGUCUUUUUAAUGAACAUGAAUUAGGAAUGAAAGUGAAGGAAACGGGAUCCUAGGGUCUAUAAUUUUAGGCUGUUAAUCAGGUAUUUGCCUGUGUCAGAGCAGCAGCCCAGCCUCUCGUGUCUCAGUUCUUGUAAGCUUCAAAAUUCAGCCUGUGGGAGUUUGGCAUGAAACAGGUGUGUUUAGAAAGAGAUUUUUAUUUAGUCAAGUGUGUCAUCAGCUCAAUAGAUCUGUCAAGUUACAGGAUGACAACGACAUAA